Auxenochlorella protothecoides is the source of this 1128-nucleotide messenger RNA. RefSeq lists its product as hypothetical. Gene Ontology annotation, cellular component: plasma membrane. Gene Ontology annotation, molecular function: nucleoside transmembrane transporter activity. NCBI's taxonomy places the organism in Eukaryota, Viridiplantae, Chlorophyta, Trebouxiophyceae, Chlorellales, Chlorellaceae. Gene Ontology annotation, biological process: nucleoside transmembrane transport. The coding region runs from base 1 to 1128 and encodes 375 amino acids. The record is from RefSeq and is a predicted model, not a curated record. The transcript has 7 exons.
AUGGCCAUUCCAAUGUUGAACAUGCCCAACAAGAUCAAGGGGGGCAGAUGGACUGUUGCGCGAUUCUUCCUUGUGAGCACCGCUUACACGUCCGCCUGGUUGGCCGUCUCCUCCCAGCUGGACUACUUCAAGGACUUGUAUGGACCUCAAAUCUUGCUGCAGCUCAACAUUGCAUACUACCUGCCCACAGUCCCCCUCCUCCUCCUCUCCUCCUUGCUUGAUCGGCACCUGGACCGAAAACUGGGCGUGGCACGGAACAUAUUGCUGCGGCUGCUGCUGGGCCUGGUGGGCUAUGGCCUGCUCGCCGCCUGGUUCCCCUUCCAGCCCACAGACCUCAGCGUCCUCAUCAUCACCGUGGUGGCCCUGGGCCUCUUCUCCGGCCUGGCCUUCUCCGCCUCCUACCAGCUGGUGUCCCGCUUUGCCAACAAGAAUGUCAUCGCGCUGGGCAUGGGCUGCACCGCCGCCGGUCCCCUGGUGCUGGCCCUGGAGCUCUGCGCUGGCAUCGGGCCCCACGCCUCCCACGCCGACAUGGUCCUGCUCUACGGCGCGGUGGCCCUGAUCGUGGCCGCCGGCGCGGCGGCUGCCGCCUCGCUCGUCGGCGCCGGCCGCGAGGUCCUGCACGCCAUCCGCCUGCCGCUGACCGCGCACUUUGUCUCCAGCACCAUCUCGCUCACCGUCUUCCCCUUCUUCACCUAUGUGCCCUCCUCGGGCCUGCUGGGGGAGUCCUUCCCCAGGAUCCUCUUCUUUGCCCGCGUCUUUGCCGACAUCGCGGGGCGCCUGGCCCCGCGCUCCCGCUUCGCCACGCCCUCCUCACCUCGCGCCCUGCUAGGGGUUGCGCUCUUCAAGCUCGCCUUGGUUCCCAUCUUCUUCGCAUACCUCAAGGCCCCCCCUGCCUGGCGCAGCGACGUCGGCGCGCUGCUCCUCGUGUGCGUCCUUUGGCUGCUGGGCGGCUGGUCCAACACCAGCGUCAACCUCCUGGCCCCGCGCCUCGUCCUCCCCGAGCUCAAGGGCACGGCCGCGGCCUACAUGGCCAUCGCCUACCAGACUGCGCACUUCCUGGGGCUGGCCGUCGCGGUGUGCCUGGCCCUCCUCCUGUACGGCGACACCACCGGCCGUCGGCCCCACUGA